CUCUUCCAGAACGGCAGUGGUUGCGAAGCCUUCGGUCCCCUCGAAGUGACGUCGCAAAUCGACACUUCGUAGAUAGAGCACCUAAGGACAUUGAGGCCUUACAGUUUCCAUUAUCGUUUACCCUUUUCUUGCCUCUCUUCCGUCGGAGCUUUGCACUUUGUCGCUCCCUCCCUAGAUUUCCGCUGGCUUGAGGAAGAACAGUGGAGGUCGAGUCAUGAGUGUCUAAGAGACCAAUGUGCUACCUAGACCACUCGUCGUUGACUAUCCUUUCGACUGUCUGGCCCUACCGAUCAGUCUAGGUAGCCACUGAAGUCUACCUCACCUUUUCUGCGUCUCAUAUCAACACCUUUCUCACUGUGUCGCUGCCUGUUAGGCAGCCCAUAGAGAAUGCGUCAGUCUCUCACGAGCGCGCUUCUGCUGCUGGCGGCGCAAGUGCCAUCGUUGACCCACGGCCUUCCUAUCCCGCUCCACGGAAUCGGGGAUGGGACCCAGGAAAGCCAGAGCCUGAUCUCAUUGACACCGCUGACGCCAGAAGAGGGGGAGAGCUCUCUCGUGGUACAAUCCCAGACCACCAACCAUCCCAUAACCGACAAUAUACCCCAGCUUGCCCCUAGCGAUGAUGAUGUAGUGGGCGACGAAGGCUCAAUCAAGGAGGAUACGGUGACGGUAUUCGCAGUCGAAACAGAACUGGCCGAGCUAGAGACGCUGAGACACCAGCUAGCCUCGCUCGAGAGGGAGAUCUGCGCCAGAGAGAGAUGGCUCGCUAGAGUCCUUGUCGGAUCGGACACGCCGAGGGGAGGGAUCCUCGACUGCGACGGCGUGCGGUGUGUGGCGCAGUGUUUACUCCGCAAGGUCGGGUAUGCUGUCGCGGCCAUCUUUGACAGGGACGACGGCGAUGAGGAGGUUCAUCAUCGGCUUCCGAGUACGAAUCGCACACGCCCCUUCCCCCUCCCACCCUGGCGCUCUCCCUUGGGAGCGAACGACACGCGGGAUGGAAGCGAGGGCGAAUGGAUCCACCCCGGAGUUGCAUCCGAGCCCAUUCAUUUAAGCAAUCCACUUGUCCCAGUCGUGUUUCUCUUAAUCCUCGUCUUUCCCCUUCUCCGUCUGUUCGUCUCCCGCAUCGGCCGCAGGAACGGCCCAUCUGCCAUGGCGGCUCCGCCACGAUGGCUGCCAGUAGUGGGGAGGGACCAGAGACCUCGUCGACAAUGGCGAUUCUGGGCGCGAAGACGGAGGGGGUGUGGCGAUGCUCAGGGGCGUGAAUUCGGAGGGGAGGGCUGUCGUGUGACAGCAGGUGGACUCGAGACAGAGGAUCACGAGGACUAUGGGUAUACAGAUGAAAAGGAGGUUUUCAUACGUGAGGAAGCGGAGCUGAUAGAUGAGAAGGACGCUAGGUUAUUUGAGGACCAGUUUCAGGAGGGGACGGAAGGGGAGCAUGACCAUGAUGAUGAGGUGAGGGACGGGUAUGGCGAGCCAUUGACGCUUUCUGAGGAGAUUGCGUCUUUCAGGGCACUGGCAGACCUGGUGAGCGAUAUUGUUGCUGCGGAGGGGGAGAGGAGCAGGGCGAGGCAGAUACCGUAAACCUUGGCUUGGCUAGUAGUAGGCAUGUAGGCAUUAUAAGUCCCAGCUGUGGCCCCAGCAGAUUAUGGCGGCCUACCUAGUUCGAUAAUAAUAAUCUUUGGCCGAAGGCAUCAUUGUGAGGGAUUGUAUGCGUAUACAUACGUAUUGUCAUAGCGGUAAUCAGAGGGAGCAGAGCAGCAGUGCUUGU
Molecule: messenger RNA, 1765 nt
Organism: Canariomyces notabilis
Lineage: Eukaryota; Fungi; Ascomycota; Sordariomycetes; Sordariales; Chaetomiaceae
Exons: 1
Coding region: 388-1578 (396 amino acids)
Source: RefSeq, a predicted model, not a curated record